AUGGCGUUUUUGAUUAAAUGCGCAACUAUCCUCCUAGUGGUGUCGUCAGCUCUCGCCGGUUAUGAAAGCUACGGCGGUUUUGAAGGUCACAACAUCGAGGGCUACAGUAUUCAGCAACCAAUCGAGCAACAUCAGACCUUAGAUGAGAACCAUGGAGAAGAUUACGAAAUUGAUUAUCAUUCGCAUCCCAAAUACUCUUUCGACUAUUCAGUGAAGGACCCGCACACUGGUGACGACAAGGAGCACUGGGAGACAAGAGAUGGAGACAAAGUCAAGGGUACCUAUACUCUUGUCGAAACUGACGGCACAAAACGCGUAGUGGAGUACGAAGCGGACGAUAAGAACGGAUUUAAUGCAGUUGUCCACAAAAUUGGAACCCCGAAACAUCAAGAAGAAUACAAAAUCAGCAACCCGUCCUACGAGUCGGUUCACUAUCAGCAAGACUUCCAGAACAGCGAGGAAGGUUUCAUGCCUUCGUUAGGCAGUUACGAGCAUUGA
Molecule: messenger RNA, 498 nt
Organism: Parnassius mnemosyne (clouded apollo)
Lineage: Eukaryota; Metazoa; Arthropoda; Insecta; Lepidoptera; Papilionidae
Source: the annotation of a GenBank genome assembly